This is a messenger RNA of Vitrella brassicaformis, 1964 nucleotides long. Lineage: Eukaryota; Vitrellaceae. The record is from the annotation of a GenBank genome assembly.
CAAUUCGCAGACCGGGAGCUCCGCUCCACUCUGCCUGCACUAGGGUUCUGCAGGCUACUCAGCCCGCUUUGCAAUGAAACGGCGGUUGUCUGUCGGGCUUCCACUCGCACAGCUCUUCUUGCUGGUACUAUAGGUUCUCUCGGUCUCUCCCACGUGGAUUGCAUAUCAAUGAUAGUUCUGUCAUGUGCUGCCCGUCUGCAGGGCUGGCGCUUCGGCUGUUUGGCCCAGGAUACAAAUGUGACUGGAAUGGGGAAUGAGACGGCGGUGAAUGCCAACUACUGGCUGACGGGGAAGGACCUCAUUGACCCAAGCUGGAGCAUGCCGUAGGAGCGUUCAAGGGCCCAGCCCUGACCGGGCCCAUCGCAUUCUUCGCAUGUCAUUGUUGUUGCAUGUUUCUGCUGCUGCAGAGUGGCGGGCUGGGUGCGAUUGAGUCGGCCGUGGAGGAGUCCCUCAACACAUACGGGAAGUACCUUCUCGCCAACGCAGCUCUCACCAGAUUCUCAGAGAUAUACAGAAACAUCAGAGGUGUGUGCCGUGUGUCCCACACACACGUGAAUGAACACCGCAAGCAGCCGUUGGCUUUGUUUGUCAGGGAUGGAUCCCGAUUGUGAUGCGAAGGGUGCGGUGUGUGCCUUCGUCUUUUCGCUGCGGGGGGCCGAUGGCUCGAGCGGCGAAUUCAAAGCACUCAACCCAAACAAAUGCACACAGUCAGUAGGCCAAGAGUGAGGGAAGGCAUUGCGGAGCUCUGGGAUCACAUACUUAUGUGUCUCUGUGUCUCUUCGUAUGUGUGAGUGACUGCAGGCGCUGCUGUGUGGUGCCGAGCUUCCGCGGCUCGUCUCCUUCUUCACUGCGCCUCCAGGGUCCGCCAGGCACCACACUGACCUUAUUCGACAAUCUGGAGUGCAAGACAGAGGAGCCUGAGCCAGGUAGCUCGGUACGUUAGGUCUCUCGCAUCAGCCGGCGAUCGAUUGGCGUCGCGAUGUGUGCCUUUCGGUCCUCGCUUCGCUCAGACGUUCUGAAGCUGCCGCGCCUUCAGUACCACUGGCGCAUCGCUGCCAAGAGUGGGGAGUCUGACACGAUCGAGCCCAACCUGAUGGCAAACCACAUGUGUCCGGAGUCACAGCCCAUCGACGUCAAGACGGCUUUGGGUGAGCUCAAGGCGCCCCUCUUCCCGCCCGCCGAGGAGCGGAAGCUUGAGUCAGUCAGGCCGCAUCCACACAAACGAAUGCAGGGAUGGGCAGGCGAACACACACACACCAUCAUGUCUCUCUCUGUCCGUUCAGAAAGGUGUGGCAUAACCUCGUCGACGCCUUGAACCUGCCAGUCGUUUAUCGCUCCGACCAGAUAAUGCGUCUGUUUCGCGACCGCCCCACGAGACUUAAAGGACUUCACGCCAUCCUCCACUGCACAGGGUAGCGCCGGCAAGAGAGAAGGGCCUCAGAGCACCUGGCAGACUUACAGACUAGUCUUGUGUGUGUGCAGGUUCCCCUUGAGUCGUGAGCAGUAUGAGCAGCUGUACCUGACGUAUCUGCGCACCAAUGAGAAGGCGCCCAAGGCCACCCUAGACCCGGCUGUGGCUGUGCUCAGCGAGUCGGGCAGACAGCAGGUGGCGAAGAUCAACGAGGACCCCGACAAGUUUUUCGUCGACUACUUUGCCACCAUGCUAUAUGACGAACCAUCGCGGUCCAACCUUCGGGCCUCUGUGUGCUCCAAGUGCGACCAGCCGUGCGACAUCGAUUGUCGGCCGAUGGAAAGGACGGUGCGGUCGGCGCUGUUUGGUCAGAGAGAGACGGGCGGGGGAGAGAGCGAAAGGAUUGCUGUCGAGAAUAGGCCGAGUCAGCAGAAAUUUGUGCAGAUUGGUGCUAGGACGGAAUUGUGAUGGUGUAUGUGGAAUAUAAUGAGUGCACUCAAUGGAUUUUGAACAUGAAAGAGUUAUUUAUUCAGAUGAAUGGAUGAAAUGCAAC